AUCUGAAUCGCAACAGAAUACAGCAGAUUGAAGGACUUAUAUUCGAACGUUUAAAUUCCUUAGAAACUCUUAAAAUAAAAUAUAAUAAUAUCAAUCAGUUAUCUGAUGGCGCAUUCUUUGGUCUCAAUAAUAUUAAAUCUUUACAUAUUGAUCAUAACAAUAUUACAGGAGUUGAUAAAAGAUGGCUUUAUGGUUUAUCAUCAUUACAACAUCUAUCAUUAAGUCAUAAUACAAUAUCAAAAAUAGAUAACUUUAGUUGGGAAUUCUGUAAGCAGCUUAAAGAACUGAAUCUUAGUUAUAAUGAAUUAAGAAGUAUUAAUAAAGAAAUGUUAAAGAAUUUGAAUUCAUUGAGGAAAUUACAUCUUUCAUAUAAUUAUAUAUUAUAUAUUGAAGAAGGAUCAUUUCGUUCUUUGAGUUCACUUCAUAUUCUAGAACUAAAUAAUAAUGAAAUUUCUUGGACUAUUGAAGAUACAAAUGGUGCCUUUGUUGGUAUGGGAAAAUUAAAGAAACUUAAUUUAGCUCAUAACCAUAUUAAAUCUGUUGCAAAGAAGGCAUUUGUAGGUCUUCCACGUCUACAAACUUUAGAUCUUACCUACAAUCCAAUAACUUCCAUUCAAAAAGAUGCUUUUUCUGAGCUAAGAAGAUUGCAAGAAUUACGAUUCAACAGUAGCAGUUUACUUUGUGAUUGCUCACUCCAAUGGUUUCGUGAAUGGUUAGAAUUAUUUAAAUUCCAGCAGUCUGUCAUAGCUAAUUGCAAUCAUCCAGAAUGGUUAAAAAAUAAAAGUGUUAUUGAAGUCAAUUCUAAAAAUUUUACUUGUGAUGAUUUUCCUAAACCUUAUAUUACUGAACAUCCUCAAACCCAAGUAGCUUUGAAAGAUGAUAAUAUAACCCUUGUAUGCAAAGCAGCCAGCAGUAGUAAUUCUGUAACAACUUUUCUGUGGAAGAGAAAUAAUGAGAUACUAAAAGAUGCAGAAGUAGAAAAUUUUGCCACUGCUGGUAAAGGUUCAAUUAUUGACUAUGCAAGUUUAUUACAUAUACGUUUUAUCAAUGACAAUGAUAAAGGAGAAUAUCAGUGUGUCAUCUCUAAUGAGUUUGGUUCAGUUUAUUCUCAGAAAGCUCAAAUAACAAUUCAUGUAUUUCCAACAUUUACUAAAACACCUGAAGACAUUACUGUUAAAGUUGACAGUGUUGCAAGGUUAGAAUGUGCGGCUGAAGGUUCUCCAACACCUGAAAUAGCUUGGCAGAAAGAUGGUGGAGAUGAUUUUCCUGCUGCAAGAGAAAGAAGAAUGCAUGUCAUGCCAAGUGAUGAUGUAUUUUUUAUUGUUGAUGUAAAACCAUUUGAUAUGGGUGUCUAUACUUGUACAGCCAAAAAUGAUGCUGGAAUUGUUAUGGCCAAUGCAUCCCUCACUGUACUAGAAACCCCAUCAUUUGUUAGAGCAAUGAAAGAUAAAGAAACUAAAUCAGGAGAAACAGCUGUCUUAGAAUGUUUUGCUUCUGGUAGUCCAAAACCUAAACUAACUUGGCUAAAAGAUGGUGGACCACUCAUUCCAACAGAGAGACAUUUUUUUACAGUAGAUAAUCAAUUAUUAGUAAUAGUGCAAAGUCAAGUUUCUGACAGUGGUGAAUAUACAUGUGAAAUGUCUAAUACUCUAGGAACAGAAAGAGAUUCAUCUUACUUGACUAUUUAUUCAGAUUCUGACAGAGAAUCUGGAUCACAAGAUGAUAGUACAGCUACUGGUAUAAUUGUUAUAGCAGUUGUGUGUUGUGUAGUAGGUACGUCACUAGUUUGGAUAAUCAUUAUAUAUCAAACAAGAAAACGUGCUGAGGAAUAUGCACCAACUAAUUCUGAUGAAGCAGCUAUACCAAGUGAAUUAGCACCAUUUGCUACUUAUCCUACUACUUGUACUGAAGAAUAUAAAGAAUCUGUCCCACAUUUGUUCUUGGAUUCAAAUUCUGAACAUUCCAGCAAAGAUAGUGGGACAGGUGAUAGUGCCAAGCACAGUAAUGAUGAACUUCUUCCUUCUGAUGGUGUGAAACAUCACAGUCUCAUUUUAUUAAAUGAUAGAACACAUCUCACUCAUUUAGUAAGAGGUUCCAGUUUAGGGAGCAUUAUGGGAGCUCAGAGUGAUAUUUCGGAUGACAUUGGUCAGAGCUGUCCAAGUACAUACACCACUACAGGAAGUGGUCAGAGUAGUGCUGGAACUCCACAACAGCAUACACCACUACUCCACAACAACCACACUUCAAAAACUUCCAAAAAGAAUAGUUACUGUUGCAAUCCUAGUGAUUUGAAAAACAUUCAUGAUAAAUUAAGUAAAGCACCUGUAAUUCCACCAAGUGAGGUCACGCGGUGGCCUGUUUUCUCUCCCAGCCGAUCUUUUUCGGCAGAACAUCUCAUUAAUAAAAGAAAUGAGAAACCAAUAUUUCCCAGAAAUGACUAUGCUGAUACUUCAAAAAAUUCCUCCAAUGAAAAAUUGGACACUCUCUGUGGGAGUGCAAAUUUAGAAAGAGAUUGUGCCACUUCUGGUUUUCCUCACACCUCUUCGCCAGCUUCGAAUCACAGUUGGAGUAUGGGUUCUCUACAUCCUUCGAGGCCAUCAUCUGCUGAUCAAGAUGACACAAAAAACAUUUCUAUUGAUCUUCUGUCAGUAGAACAGACUUCUGGUAACAGUCCAAUGUUAUCUAAGCUUUCCAAAAACUCUGUUGUGUCUUCAACACCACACAACAAUACAAAACAGUUUCCCACACAGAGGGUUGCUGGAUUGACGUCUGACUCAUCUAUGCAUGUAGGGAUUGUAUAGCAUCAUCAAUUCUACGUGAAAAGACCCUGUACAAUUAAAUAGCGUGCCAUUGUUUUUAUUAAUAUUAUUAUUAUUAUAUUAUUAUUAUUAUUUUGUUAAUGUACAGAAGUCUUUUCGACAUGCUGCAGUCAUUUGUGAGAAAAAGAAGCAUGCAAGAAGACUUAUCAUUGACAGAGAUCAAGUUGUAAGAUUUUACUUAGUUUGAUCCAUUGUAAAUUAUGCAUAGAUGUAUAGAAAAAAAUUUAUUAAGAUUACUGUCAAAUUUAUAGGAAAUAUUCCUAUUUCUCAAUUUGAUGAUGAAGCUUUUACGAAUACAACGUCGGAUGUCACACACAUGUUCAUGUAUAUUUGUGUGCAUGUAUGAGUGAGUCAGUGUGAAAGUGAUAAAUUUCAUUGUUAAGUUUCUUCAUUCUGUAUAUAAUAUUGUACAGUUAAAUUCAUCAUCCAUCAGAAAGAUGUAAAAAUAGGGAAACAAACAUUUUGUUGUAAAUUCUAUUACAAGAAAAAAAAGAAAAGAAAAUAUUGAAUUUUAAUGAGAAUAUUCAAAAUUAAGCAGAUAACUUAUAACAACCCAAAACACUUGGUUACGUCAGGAUCACAUUAAUUAAUGGCAUUAUUUUUAUUACUAACUAAUUUCAUAUAUUAUUAUGCAUUCCUAUGUUAGAUCAAACAGUUUUAUUUUAAAGUUGACAAUAGGAUAAAUUAUCCAGAUAAUAAUUAAUUCCCACCUAAAUAUAUUUGGGCACUGCAUAUAUACUAUAUUUGUAUUUGUGUCUGUUGCAUAAGGUUUCUUGAAAUUGGUAAUCUUAAAUCAUUAUCAAAAAUAGGAAGUUCACUAAAAUAUUUUCAGUUUGUUGAAAAAUUAAUAAUAAAAUUACAAAAUUUCAUUUAUUUAAAUGCUGAUUUUUAUUUUAAACAAAUCAAAAACAUUUAUAGUGAUUGAUCAUUUAUUUUAUCAAAUUUUGGUUAAACCAUGAUAAUAAAUGAUUGAGUCCUAAAAUGUUAAGUUGUUUAAAAUAAAAAAAAAGCUCCUAAAUGUAUAGAAAGUUUGUAAUUUUUGAAGAGUUUUCCGAUAUUUAUUUGAAUAUAUUUUGUGUAUUUAGUUAGAUUGUCAUAAAAUUUUAAAAUAGUGAAAUGACAAGUUAAACUGUGCCAUAGAUGCGGUCAAAAUUUUAAUUAGAAAAUAUUUGGUUGCCAAAAAAAAAAUAUGGUUUCUAUAUUUUGUUCUGUUCUGUUUUUCCUUCAUGUUCAUAUUGUUAAAAAAGUCAGAGAAAUAUCAUUCUGUAAAAUAUAUUGUUAAUAUAUAUAUAUAUUUUUUUUUGUAUAUAGUCACCAAAUAGCGUUUGCCAAGAUUUUGUUUUAGUUCAAGUGAAUCUGUUGUAGUUUAUAAUAUGAUAAAUGCAGCAUUUUGCAAAUUUCAGGUGUAAUUAUCAGACGGGUAUUUUGCAAUUAUGUUCAACGAAAAAAAUUAAGAUUCUUGACAGGAUAAACUAUGGGCAGCAACGUCAGCUAUGCAAUCAAUCUUUUGUACGCACCGCAUUUUCUAAUUAAAUAUUUCGGUUUAUUUUAUGAUAAAAUGAAAAAAAAAGUAGCAACUGUUCAAUAAUUUAACUGUGAAUUUUAUUCUUCUUUAUUAUUGGAUAGUUUUUACUUUUUAAAAUGUAUUUAAUGAAUAUUCAUUAUUAGUAUAAUGAAUAAAUUAACUAAAACUUUCAAAUGUAUAAAUAUAUAUAUAUUUCUUUGCACUAAAAAUUAUUUAUUUCUUUAAAAAAAGUUUCCUGUCUUGUUAAGUAGUAUGAUAGUCCCACAGAUUGUGUAUUAUAUUGUGAUGUAUGUAAGAAUUCUAUUGUGUAUAUAUUGAUGGUUCAUUUAAUCACUGUGCCAUAAUGAAAAAAGUCUAGUAAGAGUGGCCAUAAGAGUGUACGAUGAUUGUUAUUUAUUUGUUAGAAAAAACGUAAAAAUUAAUAAUAAUAAUAAUGAUAAUAAUAAUAAGCAGCACUUGACAUUACUAUUUUCUUCUAUGCUUCCAUUUCUUUGUUCUGUAUGGAGUUGGUAAUUCGUAAUCUUCCAAAUAUUUAACAAAGAAAAAAAGGAUCAAAUUGAUUUUUUUACAUAUAAAGGGUGCUAAAUAGACAACGAAAUGCGCUUUUGAUUUUUUGCAAAAAGAUGUAAAAGUACUUUUUACUAUUUAUAAAAAAAAAAAAAAAUGCAAACCGUCCUAGAGAGGUGGUUCUAUAGAAUUUCAAUAUGCAAAGCACCACCAACGUGCCUGCUUAAAACUUAAAUUAUAUAAAUAUAUAUUAUUUUGAUCUUUCACUGACAAGAAAUUUAAAACGUGAGAAAGUUUCCAACUCUGUCCAAAACGAAGGAUUUUAUUGUCCAGAGAAAAAAAAUUAAAAAUACCAAAAAAAAAAAAAAAAACGGGUUGAUGUCAUGUUGUGUUGGUGUGACUAUUGUGAAAAAUUAAUUAACCGAAAGUAUUAAAAAUCUGUUUCGGAAUAAUUGUAAACAAACUCAUAAGUAUAGAAAAUGGUCAGUCUGUUCUUUCAUGAAAUGCAGUAAUGAAGUACCUGGUGUUUAAAUCAAUUCCUUUCGUCUGUUCUUUUCGAUGGUAAAAACAAGUGUUGUGAAAUAAUGUGUGUGUAAUCAUAAAUGAAUCUCCCCUAUUUAAAAUAAUGGGAAUUAAUAAAAGUCAUCUACACAAUA
Molecule: messenger RNA, 5507 nt
Organism: Centruroides sculpturatus (bark scorpion)
Lineage: Eukaryota; Metazoa; Arthropoda; Arachnida; Scorpiones; Buthidae
Gene: lbk
Product: leucine-rich repeats and immunoglobulin-like domains protein 3
Exons: 14
Coding region: 327-2801 (824 amino acids)
Molecular function (GO): protein binding
Source: RefSeq, a predicted model, not a curated record